AGACGAUAAAAUAGGAACAAACCAAAUCAAAAAUUCAAAAUUGGGAACGAAAUACCUUUGAAAUAACUCUCUCCAGGAUUGGAAGCUUGUCGGUAGUAUUCUUCUAGUAGAUGAUGAUUUAAAAUCAUCCAAACCCGAACUACAUUAAUAAACUUCCUACACAAGUCAACCCAGCAAGGAUCGUUGAGCAGAUCCCACAACGGUAGCAAUGAAGCGUAUCCAUGUGGACAACUACGCCCCCAAAUACUACAGUGGCAAGUGGUCAUGGGACUCGAAAAAGGAUGCCCUCCACUUUGAACCGCACAAUGAUUUGGAGAAUGCUAGGGAGCGCUACGUGCUGACCAACGGGUUCAAGUUUCUACGCACCUUAGAUCAGGAGGAGGAGCUGAUCUUUCGGCAGGACUAUAUGCGGGCCACCAGCACUUUCGACGGCGACACAGUGAUCCUCGAUGACAUACGUGACCUGGUGCUGUACUCGAUGCCGUCCGAGUUUAUUUCCUAUAAAUUCAUUAAGUUCAUGCACACCCAACAAGUAUACAACCUCGUCCACUCGCUGAUCAUCUACUUCGAGUACUUUCUGCGCAUGGUGGAGUUCGUCAUGAUCCGGCGCGACGAGAUCUCAGGAAAGAUGGCCCAGAUCCAGAGCGCCCAGACCAACGAGAUGAAGCAGAACUACUCGACCUAUCUGAGCCAAUACCGCAGUUUGGUGGCCCGCAACUACUGCGAGAUCAUCAAGGGCGAGGGCAGCAUGGGGGAGUUCUACCACAUGAAGGAGGUCUCUAAUAUAUCGGCCACCAUUGCCGACAAGGCUUUCCACGAACAGUUUCUGGCUUCAGCCAUCCAGAUGGUUUGGAUUUGCAUGCACCGGCGGGCCUAUUUCAUAAUCGAGAUGGAAAUGAAUCGUCUGUUUCGAUCGGAGCACUUUGUGUUCAUCCGCCCGGAGUACACAAACUACACAGCCGCGGAGCGCAGUCUGCUCUACGGGAAAAACAAAAAGAAUUUGAAUUACCGGGCCCAGCUGUCGCCUCUUAUUCAGGAGCUGGAGCUGGUCACCGAGGAGAACUUGCCGAUUCUUUGGAUCGGGCGUAGAAUGUAUCGCGGCACAAACCAACGUAUUGCCGAGAUGGAGCUGGAAUAUAUAGUUCCCGGAUCGCAGCUGCGCCUGAUUGACGUGGCUCAUGGAAUUCUGGGACACCCAAAGGAGCUCUACAACACCAUCUUGCAACUGGACUGGCCCGCUGUGCGGUGGUGGAACUUUUCGGAGAAGUACGAUCCCUACCACAUCAUCCGGCGUCCUUAUUUGGAGAUCCCGAAGAUCGGAGCAGCCAACGUUCGGAAGAUGAGCGAGUACUUGGAGCACUUUUACGAGAUCAAAAACGAGUUUGAGACUGCCAGCCACCAUCUGAUUAUCAAAUGGGUCAAGCGGGACCUAACCAUUCAGUUCUACCGCUCCGGCGGCCUUCUCACCAACGUGGUGUCCCGCUGCGAGAAGGAGCUGGCCAGCACAUCCGACGGUCCGACCGUGGAUCAGAUUAUCGCCCGCUACUUCCGGAUUAUGGCCAAAAUCCGUAAAAAGGAUAGCCUCACAGAGGAGACGUUGUAGGCCUUUUCGAUUAUUUGAGGGCGAUAUACCCAUAUUUCUAUGUGAUCUUCUACAUAGACAUAUAUUUAUACCAAUAAAAACGCGUUCAUGCCCAGCA
Molecule: messenger RNA, 1700 nt
Organism: Drosophila bipectinata
Lineage: Eukaryota; Metazoa; Arthropoda; Insecta; Diptera; Drosophilidae
Product: protein phosphatase 1 regulatory subunit 36
Biological process (GO): negative regulation of phosphatase activity
Molecular function (GO): phosphatase binding
Source: RefSeq, a predicted model, not a curated record